AUGGCCGCUCCCACGAACUUUUCCUUCGAAGCCGCUACUCCCGACAAACACGCUACCUCGGCGCCCAGUCACCAUGACCUCGCCGUCACGCCCCAGAGCCUCCCUCCUCUGGCCGAUAUGGAUGCCCAUGGCAAUGCAUCCAUGUCUGCACCCGAUUCAGAGAAGCAUCCCAAGGGGAAGAGAAAGCGCACUGCUGCCAAAGACAAGAUGGUUCUCGAAGAGGCUUACAGCAGCAACCCAAAGCCCGAUAAGCAGGCGCGCCUGGAUAUUGUCCAGCGCGUGUCUUUGAAUGAGAAAGAAGUUCAGAUCUGGUUUCAGAACCGAAGGCAAAAUGAUCGAAGAAAAUCACGUCCUCUAUCACAACAAGAAUAUGCUGCCCUUCAAUUUGGAAACAUGCACGUUAUUACUUCCGACCCCAUCGCCAACACCACCACGCCUAGCAAGCCUGAAAAGGCAUUUCCAGUAACCUAUCCUAACGUAUCUCGCUUUGCGGACCAUAUCUCUGCGCCUUCUCGACGUUUCGAUCAGACUCCCUCCAUGCCACGCUCCCACUCGGACCAUGUGAACAGCACUCCAGUUUCCAUGAACCAUGACCGCAGUUAUCGCUUCUAUCCCGAUGUCACUCCUAACCGCAUCGAUCCUUCUCUCUCGCAUGAAGCUCAUGGCUAUCUGGCCAACCGUUGGAACCCUGGUGCCGGGUCCUUUUCCACGCCUCCCGCUAUGUCUCGUAGCGGUGACGAUUCUUUCCGAUAUGACCAUUUCCCUCCAUCCUCGUGCACCUCUGAACGUUCCUCUUUCACCCACAGCCAGUCCAAGGUCCGCCUAUCGAUGUCCUUGGAUGGCAAGGCAGAGCUAGUUUCCAACCAAGGCUCUCCUUCACGAGAGAUGCCUCCUCGGCCAUCUUCCACAACGCCAAGCUUGCCCCAGGUGCGGCAGCGUAACCUACAGCGUAGCCAGAGUACUAUUCCUGCGGUCACUCUCCCGCCUAUCACGGCACUUACCAACACCUUGCCUCCUAGGCUCAUGCGAGGUCGGUCUCGCGACGUGCAUGCCUGGGAAUCCUGUGCGGACGCUGAGAAUCGUGAUGAGCUGACAGCGCAGGCCGAGAACGAGUCGAACGGAUCGGCGAUUGCAGCUAUCAGCCUUCUCCGAUCUUCGAGUGGGGUUCAACCACCAAGCACUGCCAAGCGAAAUGCCUCCAUGAUGAAGCCUCAACGCCCUCAACAGGCCAAGAAGGCCAGGAUAGAUCCUAGUGGGUCAAGUAUCUCGCGGCUGGAGACGGAGCUGGACGAAACCGAAAAGGCUGACAGGGAGUAUGGUAAGGUUAAGGUUUCGAUGUUGGUAUCCCCAACAGGCGGUGAUUCGGAUAAGGAGAAUCUCACCCCGGACGAGGAUGCUAGUUCACCAGAUCCUUAUCACCGUCGACCUCUGCCGCCUCCCUCGAAGCCCAUUUCCGAGAACCCCCGUCGUGUCGGUCGAGUUCUGCAAGAGCAGAAAAGUCCAAAUUUAUUCGCAAACCGCGCAAACACAGCACCUUCGCGACCCCGCUCCAUCAUUAAGGAAGGAUUGGAGAUUUUUGAGGACAGAAUGAAAUCAGCUAUGCCCUCGCGAGAGAAUGAGGUCGAGAAGUUUAUGCGAGGCUCGGUUAGUCCCAGCAAAAAGCCCGAUAUGGAUUGCGUUGCAGGCCUUCUUUCUCUUAGCCAGGGAGCUUGGAGGUAA
Molecule: messenger RNA, 1719 nt
Organism: Fusarium sp. VM40
Lineage: Eukaryota; Fungi; Ascomycota; Sordariomycetes; Hypocreales; Nectriaceae
Source: the annotation of a GenBank genome assembly